AACAUGCAUGUAGUUACAGUCGGUCGCUGAUUUCUGCGUAUAAGUGUAGAAUUUCAGUCCAGUCCAUACAACGUUAAAACUUAAAGAUGAAGUUCCAGACUUUAAACUGAGAUUCUUAGAAACACCAAGGAGCAGUGGGAGUAAUUCAUCACUUCGCCAUAGAAAAUCUUCUGGAAAUACAUACCACAAUCCCUUGGAAAGCCCUCUUGCAGCAGAAGCUCAGUGCAGUAUUCCGGCGGAGCAAGAGGCCUCACGCCAGCUCGCAGUCAGCGGGAUCAAGCGAAGCCAGGAGGAUGGUUCAUAAAGGAGAACAGAAACAGCCUCGCUUCCUCUUCUUCAUCUUGGUGUCCACUCUGCCCUGCCUGAGAGCAGAGUAUUCCAGCUGCGGAGAGAAUGAGUUCUACAACCAGACCAGUGGGAGCUGUCAGCCAUGUCCACCUUGCCAGCCAGGCCAGGAGCCCUACAUGAACUGCGGCUACGGUGUGAAAGACGACGACUACGACUGUGUCCCGUGUCCGGCGGGCAAGUUCUCCAAGGGGAAGUACGAGAUCUGCAGGCGACACAAGGACUGUGACGCCUUGUACCGUGCCACCGUUUUGACGCCGGGAACGAUGGAGAGCGACGCCGAGUGCGGAUCCUGCCUGCCAGGAUAUUACAUUCUGGAGAACCGCCCACGAAACAUCUAUGGGAUGGUGUGUCACUCCUGUCAGAAUGCUCCGAAAAACAACAAGGAUUGCAUGCGGGCGGCAGUGGAGUCACCGGGCCGUAGUACCAGCAUGUCAACCAGUACCACCAUCUUUCCACACCCACACAAAGAUCCUACUGGGCAGGGUCACUUGGCAACUGCCCUCAUCAUUGCCAUGUCAAUAAUCUUCAUCAUGGCCAUCGCCAUAGUGCUGAUCAUCAUGUUCUACAUCCUGAAGGCCAAGCCCAGCAGCCAAGCUUGUUGUUCUGGCCAGGUGGUGAAGACUAUUGAGCCUCAGUCAGACAGGCAGGAGGAGAAGAAGGACAUCCAAGAAAAUGUGGUCAUUUUCGCAGAAAAGGAUGAAUUCGACAAACUCAAACCUAGUCCCCCAAAAUCUCCAAAAAGUGAGAACGACGCGUCUUCGGAAAACGAGCAGCUACUGAGCCGCAGCAUCGACAGCGACGAGGAGGCGGCCCUGGAGAAGCAGGGCGCCACCGAUAUGUGCCUGCUCUCGCUGGUCCACCUCACCAGGGACAAAGCAUCCUCCUCUGCCAACAACAACAACAACAACUACAGCAGCAAGUUCACCGGAAGCCGAAGGAAAAAGAUUUUGGGUCUUUAUACAAAAGCCUGCAAUGUUUCAGAGGGCCAAAGCCCCACAGAGCUGCCCUUCGACUGCCUGGAGAAGACCAGCCGCAUGCUGAGCUCCACGUACAACACAGACAAGGCUGUGGUGAAGACGUGGCGUCACCUGGCGGAGAGCUUCGGCCUGAAGCGGGACGAGAUCGGCGGCAUGUCGGACGGCCUGCAGCUGUUUGACCGCAUCAGCACGGCAGGGUACAGCAUCCCUGACCUGCUCGCCAGGCUGGUGCAGAUCGAGCGGCUCGAUGCCGUGGAGUCCCUCUGCUCCAAUAUCCUGGGUGCGGCUGAGGAGACCCCCCCUGCCAGCAUGACCCUGUCCUCUCGGUGUGCCAGCGUGUGAGAUCCAGUCCGGCCCAGCUUUGUGUCCCCCCCCCCAACAGCAUAAAGAAUUGUACCACAUAGAUGAAGAGGCAAUACCAGGACCACAGAGAAAGACAUAAGGCCUUCUUGCUUGUUAAAAGCCUUCCAUGCAACAUAUUUUGGCUAUUGAGACAGGCCGGACUUACGCAAACAAAAGACAGUGGAAAUCUGGCUCUCUUCCCCUGACAGAUUUUCUUCGUCUUCAGUCCCACACGGAGCACAGGGGUGUUGGUAAACUCUGGCGCAGGACGCUCAGAUCAGUGUUCACUCCAGGAUUUUCUGAACUGUGACAGUGGUUAGUUGCGUGUAUGAAUAAAUCCUACAGUUUGAGAUAUUCAGUGUAAUGGGACAGUUCCACUGGAAUGCAGGAACCAGGCCAUACUCAAGCUGUACUGCAAAGAGAGACUACUUACAGCACAGUUCCAGCUCGCUUUGGCUUUCUGCUGCAGAAGGGUCGGUUCAGUAAAGGAGGUGCCGGGUUUGGAGAGCGACAGCGACAGUCACGUGAAACUGAGGAGACUCUUAUUUACUGUUCACAUGGUGUACAUCAUGAUUUACUAAGUGCUAAUUUCUGCUAGCAUGCCUGUGAGAAUCGCUGUGUUUUGUUAGCAUCAAGUGUUCGCGGAAUUAACGUUAGAUUUUGCAUUUAGAAUCCAUUCCAUUUGGCCAUUCUAUAGUACUUUUUAUUAAGUAGGCAGCUGGAAAUUUACAAGUUCCAAAUCCCUCAAUAUAUUGCGAUGUGCGAUGGUACUAAUAAUGAAUAAUGAACAUAAUAUACCCUGUUUCCUUUCAAAUAACCCAUGCAUGUCGACACAGAACACCACUAUCUCCGUGCAUUUAAACCAAUCAGGUGGCGGUGAUGCAACCAGCUCAGCUCAGUCACACUUCUGGGCCUUGCUAGUAAGCAGGGCAAUGUCAGACCAGGUACCAGUCAGGUACAGCUUCUGUGGACACUCAUCCUAGCCCAUCAGGAACAUUAAAAACAGGAACUCAGUUAUAAUUUAGAUCACUAGGAAAAUGUACAAUCUGAUCUAAUGCCUUCAAAAACCAGGCACAGCUAAGCAGAACCUAAACUAAUUAUAUUCUAUUUACUUAUAAGUUUACCUCUUCUGAGUUUAUUUCUUCAUCAUAAAUCCUCGAACUGACGAGUUUAAAUAUGCUUUCCUACUGCUGCUCGUUACUGCCGCUGGUCUUAAUUGGCUGAAAAUACGGUUUCGGGUUAUAGAUAUAGUGCAGAGUCUCCUGACUGCUAACACCCACUAGCCAAUAAAGACAGAGAGACUGACCAUUAAAGUAGCCAGUGCAAACCGCUGUAUGGCUCCCUAAUUGUGAGCUAGGAGCAGCUAGCAAGGUACUAUGUCAUUUGAUUCUUUAUGGCUUGUAAAGAUUCAAUGAGCAGGUCUCCAAACAUUUAGCUGGAUUCUCCGUGUGCCUUGACUCAUUAUUAUAGCAUGUUCUCGCGACACUUUUUAGUUGUCUAUUGAAAAGAAGGUUGUGUGGAAGGUUGUAACAUUUCUUAAGGAGGAUCAGAGCAUUUCAGUACUGUCAGUUGUCAAAAAUGACACAAAUCAAGUUUCACUUACCUCAUUUGCAUAUUGAGUAACAGAGAAGAAUUUAAGGGAAACAAGAUGAAUAACAAUUUAAACCACAUAUGUACCAAAAGUGUAUAUAUAACUUAUUAUUGUACUGUAAAUAUGCAUCAGUAGAAAAGUAUCAAUAAAAUGCUACAUAAAAUUACUUGGGUAAGUUUGGUACAUCGUUGAACGGGUUUGCUUGAUUUUACCGUACAUGGGUAAUUUUGCAGGAAUCUAAUUC
This is a messenger RNA of Brienomyrus brachyistius, 3502 nucleotides long. RefSeq names its product tumor necrosis factor receptor superfamily member EDAR-like. Gene Ontology annotation, molecular function: signaling receptor activity. Gene Ontology annotation, biological process: positive regulation of canonical NF-kappaB signal transduction; positive regulation of JNK cascade. Gene Ontology annotation, cellular component: plasma membrane. The coding region runs from base 294 to 1667 and encodes 457 amino acids. The transcript is spliced from 13 exons. The record is from RefSeq and is a predicted model, not a curated record. NCBI's taxonomy places the organism in Eukaryota, Metazoa, Chordata, Actinopteri, Osteoglossiformes, Mormyridae.